Linnemannia hyalina is the source of this 7575-nucleotide messenger RNA. The record is from the annotation of a GenBank genome assembly. NCBI's taxonomy places the organism in Eukaryota, Fungi, Mortierellomycota, Mortierellomycetes, Mortierellales, Mortierellaceae.
AUGUGGAAUCCAUCGCAACAGGAGGAACUGGUGCCAAUAUCGCAGCCACUGCAGAACCUGUUUGAGUCGGGCUUUGUUGACUUUAGUCGGCAUAUCAAUGUCCGUUUGCUGAGCCAGGCGCUCACCAUGCCAGCCAGCAGCACAAUUACAACAAGUCAGUCUACAGGAAUCAGUCACCUUUCCUUCAUCUCUCAACCCAGCACCAACAACCCCAACAAUAUUGUCCACGACGAGCUGAGCUUGGAGGAUGCUUUACUGCAACUGAGUAACAUCGAGGAUGAGCAGACUGCCUUCGAGGAACAAUCACAACACGGGUACUCUCAGCUUCUCUAUCCCGAAGCCACAGUCCAAACCCAUGGCACCUAUGCGGCAGACGCGACCGAACUGGAAGCUUCACAAGAGACCUUCCCCCAGCUUUCGGAGGAGGAGCUCCAAGAAGAAUCACGCCAACAACUGGAGACUCGAGCAUCUUAUCUGCGAGCCCGACUUUUAAUGCAGAUCCUUUCUUUGAGAGACCUUGGGUCUUUGGAGACACUGCGUGCUCCUUGGUGGCCCGCAGCAAGGAUCUACACCAUUCGACAGCAAUUGGAGAGGUGGUCGUUCGUGGUCGAGCAGGCAUUGGCAACAGCCCACAACGAAGGAGCAGUUAUAGAUCAACAACAACUUGCAGGACCAACACCAAUGGAUGCGCCUCAACAAACACCGACGCCUUCGCCUCGGACCCAUUGGACAAAUCGGCUCCUUUCUGGCGAAGACCCCAGUGCGAUUUCAACACGGUGGCCAGCCGCAGCUCAUUCCAGUCCAAUGCCAGCGGCACCAGAAGAAUAUACACAACCUCAGAUUCCAGAGACGACUGCAAUACCCACGCCAUUAUUCCCAUUGGCGAGUCUAACCAAGUUUACCUUGCGGUGUGGUGGCGAGAUGAGUUCCCAUGACCGUCACUGCCUGGGUAUAUCUGCCAUGAUUCUCUCUGGACGGUCUUCAGUCAAUUCCUCACAAGCAGGAACACCUCCUCCACCAACGACAAUCGAUCCAAGGACGUUGAUGUCCUCCGACAGUAAUCCCCCGUCCUUGACCGCUACACGUUCACCUUGGAAAGGCGAGUUUCGCUACUGUCACCAUUGUGGGUCGCAGUACCUCCAAAUUUCGACUGCAGCAUCCAAUGCAUGCCUGAAGCGUCUCAGGCAACAACUCAAUGUCCGACCCAACUCCAGUGACCCGACAGAGAGCGCACAGGCAACAAAGUCGCUCGGCGUUGUUUACGACUAUGUUGACGAGUCACCAGAGUGCACACAACUGUUCAAAAUCUGGGAAUGGCAGCAUCAAUUGGAUAUCAGGAGGAUCGAGGCUUCCAUCGUCGAAGUCCUGUCAAAACUUAUCCACCAAUGCAACACAGCGCUUCAUCGCCCUCAUGCCAUCAGACUGACUCGAUCGAUCCUGCAGAACCAGGGCCGGAUGACUUGCAUCUACAAGAACUUGUCUUCUGGACGCCAGAACACUGUGCAGGCCACCCUUCGACUCUUGACUGCCAUGAACCAUGUUCACCACACAACUACCAAGGAGCUCAAGGAUGGCUUCAACUUUAGUCUGAAGGCAUUGACCAAGCUAAGGCACAUGAGGCGCAAGGAGGGCGAGACUGAGUCAACCAACAAAGCCGACACUCGGACACUCUAUGUUCAGUUUCUGCUGGCAUUCUUCAUUCGAGGCGAUGCGACAGUCAAGAAGGAGAUUCUGGAGAUGCCCGAUCUAUUCCAACUCGCGCUCAAGGAUUUGCCCAACGACCCUUUCCCACUUGUCAACCAGGUUCUCCUUGUCCUCACCAACAACAUUAUCAUGGACAACGAGCUCUCCAGGACAAGCAAAAUCACCUUCUUCAGCACCUCCUUCCUUGUGAAUGUGCUCAAGCUGUACUUAAGGACAGAGCCAGUGGAAGGAUCAGACCAGACCGCCGCCAUUGCCGUCCAUAAGUUCAUGAUGACGCUCUGCACAACUCCAGGAGUCGGUAUUUGCUUCCAGGAUGCGGCUUGGUACCCUCCCAGCAUUCUCACCUCCACAAUCUCAACAGACAAGACAUCUGGUGACGGUAACAAGAUAAUCUUCAACAAGACCCUUUCGCAGCUCUUGACACAUCUCCGACCCACCGAAAACUUGCUCCAGCAGGAGCUGACCGUUUCGAUUCUGACAGCGUGCCCCGAACUUGUCCGAGUAUUCUGGCAAAAGGCGAGCAUACAGCUGGAGCCAAGAUUAUCAGCAAGGUGGCUGGCUAACAUGACGCUCUUGCACAAGAUCACGGAGAUCCCAGUACCCAACCUCUACCUUCAACACACAGGACUCUUUGCAUCCCACCCUCCUCCUGUCUCGACCAUCAUCGAAAACAUCCUUCCUUCUUCCGCGAACAGGACAAUCCUCGGAAAGGGCUUGCAACACUCUAGCAUGCUUGUUCGGUACUUCACCAUCGUCGAACUUGCAGCCGUAUUCCAGAAGGCAGAGCAGGUGGUCGCUGUGAUGCAGUCGGCAGUCAAGACGCUCGCGAUUAAUGACGAGGAGAUCUCAGCAUCGGACGAAUCAGCGGACAUGACGGAAGGAGCAGCCGACACGAAAUCGUCUGAUCCACCAGCGCAGCAGUGGGCGAGCGCAAUCACGUCGCUUAUGGCAGAGCUCCGCCGUCGUGUUCCCGAUAUCCAGAUCAUCAUCAUGCUUCACAAUGGGAUCCUGUCGCUGGCGCAGUCGGAGGCAGAGAGCGAGGAGAGCAUCAGGAACAACCUAUUCAACAACGGAGUUCUGCGUCUCAUCAAGUACUACCAGCAGUUCCUUCCUCAAACGGUCAGUGAAGCUAAAUUCGACAUUGGAAAGCUUAUCCCCUCGGACUUUUCGACUGUCCAGGCUGGCACCCUCAUCCACCUUCUGGAACUUCUCCUGGAACUGAACGACUUUCGAUGGUCCAACAAGUCGUUGGAUGGCUCGUCAUAUCUCAACAAGCUUCUGGCCCUGUUCCUCAUUACAGCCCACCCUCACAUCAAGGCACUGACUGGGCGUUUGGUGUCAAAACUCUUGGGCGAAUCGAUUCUAUUCCAGCAUGACCCAUCGGAGGCGAGUCUGUGGAUUGAGGCUAUCCCCAUCUCAAACUAUGGUCGCCCUCAACUCGCCGGAGAUCAGAGCCAGUUCCUGCAUUUCUUUGACGACUGCGUGGCGCGUUGUUUGAGGACACCCUACAAGUAUGUCGACCAGUCGUCGGUUAUCAUGAAGGCUCUUCAGGAUACGUCAGCUAUGGACGUCGACACUUCAAACGACAUUCGCCACCUUCUUUCCAACUCCCAGCACCAGGACGUCACACGGCCGUACAGCCCUCUCCUGAUGACUGUGAUUGAACAGUUCCAGCAUGUCUAUGCAAAGGACAAGGCUGUGGCCGCGUCUAUUGCCGCCUUCCUUAACCGACUGAUGCCCACGUUGACCUGGAACCAGAACCGGACUUCUGCCCUUGCUGUUGGAUGCUUGCACCGUAUUCAGGAUCCAAGCACUCAGGAGCUGGAUGCCAUCACAGGAUUGAACGAGGACAAGAGAGCUCGCAUCUCCCAGCUUGGCUCGCCCGAAUAUCUGACCAUGGCGUACGAGGGUCUGAAGGAGAACGGCGCGGUCACUACCACCACUAAUUCCAAGGCCUUCAAAAAGGUGGAUGAUGCUGCUUUGCUUCAGCUUCUUAAAUCGAGCGACCGAACCGCCUUUGCCACCAACCUCCAAGUACAGUGUGCGGCAGGAGUUGCCAGGAACUUCAAGCUGGUGGUCGAGUAUGCGAUCAGCAGCAGGGAGUCAACCAAUGCUCUGGUGGAUUACAUCAGGACGAGAUACCCUUUUGCCGGUUCUAUCUACGACAUUUCUGAUGUCGUAGCACUCUUGGAACAAUCCGAUCAAGACAGUGAAAUGGAGGACCAGGAUCCCGUCCACGGUUUCCUUCAGGAGCUUCCUUUCCCCAGUCUGUUCUCCAACACCCGGCCAUCAGAUCUAUCCAACUCGUUUGUUCAGGACUUGCUGAAGCACUCUAUUGGUCGGACCGAACCUAGGCUUCUGGCUAUCUACAGUAACCUCGUCAUCCGUCAACUUGCAAGCUGGAUCUCGUCGAACAGUGCUGAUGACGAUGCUGUGAAUGCAGCCUUCGAUCUGCUGACAUCUUUCUUGGACUGCAGCAGGUCAGAGGUGACCAUCUUUGAUGAGUUCAAGAGUCGUCUCUCGGAGAACUUUAUCCUCCGCGAGCUGUAUCUGUCCCAGUUGCAGGCCACCAAGUUCAAGUCCUUGGACACUUUCGAUGCCCGCGUUGUCGAUCUUUUGAUCGCCAGCACAAAGUCUGCAACUGCUGCUGGCAGCAGGAAGACGGCGGCAUCGGAUGUCUUGUUGAUGAGCCACUUUGUUCGCAAGACUGUCGAGCGUGUCAUGCAUGAGCUCGAGAGCAUGAAGACGUCUGGCGGAAAGGCCUUGCAGCCCAUGACUGUCAAGUACUUUUCAAAGUUGCCGGCCUUGUGCACUUCAUCAGAUCUGACCAUGAUUUUGGAGUCGCUACUCAAGCUGCACGGACAAGCCAAGUUCUCGGCCACCGCUACCUUCAACGCGCUCUUGUCGACCAUCCUCAAAAACCUAACUCGCCAAGGAAGCUCCGCCUCUGCCAUCCCCGUCCACUCCACUGCCGCCCUGAUGGAUCUUUGGAGGAGCCAGCCGUCGGAAGAGCUGGACGCUAUCGUUCUGGAUGUCAUUCGGGGUCGCCUUUGGCCCAACGCCAUGGCAGAAGUCGCGUUCCCUCUGGACCUGUCGACUCCCGGAGUUUUCGACCAAGCCUUGGAUUCUCUUCACUCGUCCUCGUUGAGCGACCUCGACCUUUCGCUUGUUGAUUUCAUCUUGGAGAACUCGAACCCCAAGCGCAACUUGAUCUUGUCGGCACUCUUGACUUGCUCUGCUUCGUCCCGCCAAAAGUUUGCGACCAAGGUGUUGGCUUUCUCCAAGAAGGAUCUCGAGAGGCAUAUGGAGGAUACCGGGUUCCAUGUUCUCUUGCAUGCCUAUUUCCAUCGCCUGUCGACUUCCCAGGACAACCAACGGCUCCAGUGGUCGGCUUCUGCAUCUCAGGAAGAUCGCCAGGCUGUCAAGGCAUUGCAGCCCUUGCUUCUUCCUAAGAUGGUCCAGCACAUUGUCAAGUCAUUCGCUAAUGUAAAGGAGUCUGCAUUCAGCUCGAGCGAUCCUUUGCUGGUCGCCGAUGCUGCCGCCAUCCUGGUUUCCUUGACUACAAAGUCGUCGGACAAGAAGCAGGUGGAUUCAGCGUGGUCUCUUGUGGAGAGCAUCCCCAAACUCGGACUGGAGAGUAUUGGUCUUUUGGAAUCCCUCCUCGAUAUAACCAAGGACGUUACGGGAGAACUCGAGCAGGAGAGCAGACAAAACAGACUGGCAAGAUGGUUUGAGGAGACUGCACGUCGAUUGAUUGUGAUCCUGGACAAAAACGGAGAUGCACAGUGGCUCGAGCCUGUCUGCGAUCGGUUAUAUAACAUUCUUGAGAAGCAUGUUGAGGAGCGGAAACAGAGCAUCGAUCAGAAGGUCCUGUUUGAGCUGGUGUCGUUUGCUAUUGAGAAGGCUCUGGAUAAUGUGGAGCUUGUGCGGUUCUCUGCCUUCUUGGCCAAGCACUACUAUGUUGAGACUUCGCAGAGCUCAGUACUGCCCCAGAUUCUCCAAACGCUCUUCAAGCAUAGGCAGUUCUCGUCAUUGGCAAUGGCCACAGCACCUACAACCAAGCACACAGUCCCCGAGAACUUCAAGACACGCCUGGCCAUCGUCCAGCUGAUCUAUACCCUGACCUGCCUCGAGCCCAAGACUUGCUGCAAAGCCGGAUUCCUUCCCAUGCUCCUGUCUUGCUACUCUGCCUCGACAAGUGUGGCUGACCAGCUGCUGCUGACGGUACUGAAGAUCACAGAGGCUCAUACGGCAGGGUCCAUCUCGAACCGUGCCCCUGUCUGGGGAUCUGGUACCGAGAACACAAAGUCGUCGGGCGCGCUCUUCGGUCAGGCCACGAUGACGGAGAGUUUGGACUUGAUUGACCCCAGCAUGAUGAUGGCUUCUGCUACACAGUUCCCUGUCGAUCGUGAGUUGGAGAGCGAGGCUCCUCUGGUGACGAAGCAGGACUACGACGAGGAGGUUGUUAAGCAUCAAGCAGCACCCAUCUACGAUCCUUGCUUCAUAUUGCCGCUCUUUGGAACGUACAUGGCGUUCGGUGGACUGUUAGAUAUCCGUCGAUUCAUCGAGGUCAACGGAUUGGGUUACAUUAUUGUCGCUCUUUCUUCUUGUGAUGAGAACAUGCGCUUUGCUGCCUACUCCUUGCUCGACGACUUUUACCCUCUCCUCUCUCAAUCGACCAUGAGGGAGAAGAACCAGCUGUUACUGCUGAUGGACGCUCUCAGGAACGCAAUCGUCGAACGCGACGACGGCGUCGCACCACCCAGGAUCCCAGCCGUGAUCACCGCCUUUGUCACCCAAGCCCUCACGACACUCCUGAAACCCGACCAUUUCAUGUACCCGCACGUCAACAAGUUCUGUCUCCAACGUCCCGUCAUUGAUCUGGAGGAUAUCCCCAUGUUCUACAGCAUGUUCAACUCUUCGUCUGAUAACCACCGCAAGGAACGUGUUUGGAUGCUCCGACUCUUGGCUACGUCUUUGAAGACCUCGGAGGAUUAUAAGCUGUUCAGGCGUCGUCAUGUUGUUGACCUUCUGGUCGCCUUUUUCAACUCACAGCUUGCUGAGCCCCUUUCCAAGAAGAUCGUCAUCGAGAUCUUGUUCAACGCGGCAGCUAUCCCCAAAGCCUCGCUUCAGCUGAUCACACAGAGCGCAUUCUUGAGUUGGAUCCACUCACUCUCAGCAAUCAAUCCCAUGAACAGCGAUAAUGAGUUUGCUCUGGUUCCAGCAAGGCUGUUGCUUCGUAUCAUCCUAUCCUGCCCCAAGGAAAACAUUCGCUGGAUGAAUGGUAUCUGGAAGAACCAGGUCUCGGGCAUUGCCACCACCUUGCUCCGUCAGUUGAGCAUUGUCAAGGUGACAGGAGCGAACUUGACGUGGGCACUCGCUAGUCUAGAAUCCAUCCUCGAGAUCUUUGCGUUCCUCAAGACCUCCCAAGAAACAGCCUUCUCGUCGACCGAAGAAACGACAGUACCCGAGAAAAAGACUGACAGCGAGUCUUACCUCCUCCUCCAGAACACGUUGUUCACACCUAGCCACGCAGAGCAGUUCCUCCAGAUCCUCCUCACAUGCGAACAGGUCAUGGUCGUCUCCGAAGACCAAUGCCCCGUCAAGGCACCCGCAUCUCUCCAUUCGCUUAAGGACAGAAUUCCCAAGCGGUCUGAUCCUCUCGAGUCCAUCUACCGCAUUGACCCAGUCCCCGUCCGGAGCCAUUCCCGGAUCGUUCGCUUGGGCUUGGAUCUAGUCAACCAACAACAGCAGCAGCAACCCUCUUCCGCCUCUUCCAGCCAGAAGGACAUUAUCCUUUCAAGAGCACUCUGCUACCGAAUCCAGGAAGCCAUUGAGAUGGCUCGUCUUGGAGAGAACGCCACCAAUUGA